UCUCCCUGCUUGCACACGUUAUUUUGCUUUGUGACGCACCACACAUGAAGAUCCCCGCCCUCCUCCUCUUGCCCUUUGUCCUCCUUAGCAGCGACGCCUUCGGAAGAGUUGCCGAAGGAGAGUCGGACCGAAGGGCCACCCGCGAAGAGGCCGGAGAAACGGCAUCUUCUGAGUAUGCAGGGGAAGUCUUGACCCCAUGGGAGCCGAGCUCACGGCCACUGGAGCGGAGAAAGAGACAACUCUGGAUACAAAGCCGGAAUCAAGAGUACAACCUGCGGGGCGCUAGGGUCCCCAUAUUUCCUGGAGCUCCUCCUCUAGCUUCAGUUCCAGCUCCUCCGUCGGCGCCACCUUCACCCCGACCCUUACACCUCACCCGCCUCGUACCGGUGUUCAUGUCAUCAGACUUCGUAGGCGCUACGGGCGGCGUCAACGGACCGUAUGCGCCCCCGAUCACGGAGCCACCCACAGGAAUCCCCAUAGGAGUUCCAGAAAUCGCCGAUCCGACCGCAGGAACGCCCGUAGCACUACCUCCAGGAGUCACCGGCCUGGAUCCGUCCAUGAUUAUGGAUAUAGAAGCUGCACCACGGCCCGCGAUCCUUACGAGCCUGCCCUGUCCUGGGACCUGCGAAGUUCGGAGUGAGACUGGAGACUGCGAUCUAGAUGCUGUGUGCCUGUUCCGUUUGGGUCUCUGAAUUACCCCGGGUGUAUGCUAAGCACGACACGAGUUAAUGCCGUAAGAAAGUGUAAUCCUCGGUCCCAGUACUUGUGCCGAGGAUGCAAAACGCACUGCCACGUACACAAAAUAUAUUACUAUUUGUGAAAUUAUCAUUUAGCUCUCGCAGUUUCCACAUUGCACACAAAUACUGAUAAGCAAGACGUUUGCUAACGCAUACAUAUGAAUAGGAAUGAUUAGAGACACACAUAAACACACACACACACACACACACACACACACACACACACACAC
Molecule: messenger RNA, 967 nt
Organism: Penaeus vannamei (Pacific white shrimp)
Lineage: Eukaryota; Metazoa; Arthropoda; Malacostraca; Decapoda; Penaeidae
Source: RefSeq, a predicted model, not a curated record